Molecule: messenger RNA, 405 nt
Organism: Macrosiphum euphorbiae (potato aphid)
Lineage: Eukaryota; Metazoa; Arthropoda; Insecta; Hemiptera; Aphididae
Source: the annotation of a GenBank genome assembly
AUGGCUUUUAGAAGUAUAACUGAUAAAUUAUACGAGCUACAUAACGGUAAUUUUUUAAGGCUUAUAGAAUUAAUUACAAAGCUUGAUCCCGUACUUAAAGACCAUAUUUCAAUGAGUGCUCCUACAGUUGAAGGGACUAAAAGAAAAAAAAAUCACUUAUCACAUACCAUCCAAGAUGAAUUAAUAACAAAAAUGGCUGAAAAAGUUAAAUUUGAAAUUGUAAGUAAAAUAAAAAAAGCAAAAUAUUAUUCAAUCCUACUUGAUUGUACUCCUAACCACCAAGAGCAAUUAUCGGUAGUUCUACGUUUUGUUAUCACAGAAGCUGAGAUUAUCGAAAUUGAAGAACGAUUUAUAUGUUUUGAAAUUGUUGAUGAUAUACAGGCCAAAGUUUAUCUGAUAAAAUAA